Messenger RNA from Amaranthus tricolor (Joseph's coat), 2719 nucleotides. RefSeq names its product oligopeptide transporter 3. Gene Ontology annotation, biological process: transmembrane transport. The coding region runs from base 310 to 2544 and encodes 744 amino acids. The record is from RefSeq and is a predicted model, not a curated record. NCBI's taxonomy places the organism in Eukaryota, Viridiplantae, Streptophyta, Magnoliopsida, Caryophyllales, Amaranthaceae. The transcript is spliced from 6 exons. Gene Ontology annotation, molecular function: oligopeptide transmembrane transporter activity.
UUAGAAAUAUUAAAAAUUAAAUUAGCAAAUUAACAAGCAUGCAAAACAAAAAAAGAAAAAAAAAAGAUAUGUAGAUGGACAAAGGGAGUAAGAAUCACUUGGUACACCGUACAUAUAAUCACGAAGGAUAUAAUCGUCAAAUCUCUCUUAAAAAGGGAUACCUUCCCUUAUACAUAAAUAUAUGGUGCAAUGAUCUUUACUUAACCACUGUAUUUAUAUGACUUCUCUUCUUCUCUCUCACUAUCUCUCCAUACACUGAAUCCAAUUCUUUUUCUCGGGUUUGAGGCCGGUUCGGGUCCGGGUUUCAGAAUGGGUAGCAAAGUAGCCGGGCAGUACAACGGCGGCUCAAGAACGGAGGAAGAAAAUCAGGAAGAACAUGAACGGUGUCCAGUAGAAGAAGUAGCACUAGUUGUACCCGAAACCGAUGACCCGAAUCUUCCGGUUCUAACAUUUCGGGCAUGGUUUUUGGGUACAAUUUCUUGUGUUUUACUCAUAUUUUUAAACACAUUUUUUAUUUACAGAACACAACCUCUAACCAUAUCAGCUAUACUCAUGCAAAUAGCGGUUUUACCCAUGGGUAAAUUCAUGGCCCGGGUUUUACCCACCCGAAAGUAUAGCUUGUUGGGUGGUAGAUGGGAGUUUAGUUUGAACCCAGGCCCGUUUAAUAUUAAAGAGCAUGUAAUAAUCACAAUUCUGGCAAAUUGUGGUGUGUCUCAAGGGGGUGGUGAUGCUUACUCAAUUGGAGCAAUUACUGUUAUGAAAGCUUAUUAUAAACAAACUGUUGGCUUUCUUUGUUCUCUCUUCAUUGUUUUAACUACUCAGAUGUUGGGAUAUGGAUGGGCUGGAAUUCUAAGAAGGUAUCUGGUUGACCCAGUUGAGAUGUGGUGGCCAGCAAACCUUGCUCAAGUCUCCUUUUUCAGGGCGCUUCACGAGAAGGAGCACAAAUCGAAGGGGCUUACUCGGAUGCAAUUUUUCCUUAUCUUCUUUGCAGCAAGCUUUGCCUAUUAUGCACUCCCGGGUUAUCUGUUCCCGAUUUUGACCUUCUUUUCAUGGGUGUGUUGGGCCUGGCCUCGAAACAUAACAGCCCAACAAAUUGGAUCAGGCUACCACGGGCUAGGUGUAGGAGCCUUCACCCUAGAUUGGGCAGGCAUCUCUGCCUAUCAUGGUAGCCCUUUGGUGGCUCCUUGGUUUUCCAUUGUCAACGUUGGGAUCGGCUUUAUCAUGUUCAUCUACAUAAUAAUCCCUCUGUGCUAUUGGAAGUACGAAACUUUUGAUGCGAGGAAAUUCCCUAUUUUUUCGAACCAACUCUUUCGGUCCAAUGGUUUGAAAUAUGAUACUACCAAGGUUCUCACCCCACAACGUGACCUUAACGUUGCAGCUUAUAAUAAUUACGGCAAACUUUAUCUCAGUCCUCUCUUUGCUCUAUCGAUUGGAUCCGGUUUCGCAAGAUUUACCGCCACCCUUACCCAUGUCGCUCUAUUCCAUGGAAGUGAUAUAUGGAAACAGAGCAGAUCCGCGAUGAAAAACAUAAAGAAGGAUAUACAUGCUAAGUUGAUGAGCAAAUACAAACAAGUGCCUGAAUGGUGGUUCCUUAUCCUAUUAGUGUUGAGUGCAGCAUUGUCGAUCUUAAUGUCGUUUAUUUGGAAGGACGAUGUGCAGCUUCCGUGGUGGGGCAUGCUCUUCGCAUUCGCAUUGGCUUUUGUUGUGACUCUACCCAUCGGUGUUAUUCAAGCCACCACUAACCAGCAACCCGGAUAUGACAUAAUAGCACAAUUCAUAUUCGGGUACAUCUACCCAGGAAAGCCCAUAGCAAAUUUGCUUUUUAAGAUAUACGGGCGAAUCAGCACCGUUCAUGCUCUGGCGUUCCUGUCUGAUCUCAAACUCGGGCACUACAUGAAAAUCCCGCCUAGGGCCAUGUACGCUGCUCAGCUUGUGGGUACACUGGUGGCUGGUGUGGUUAACCUCGCAGUAGCAUGGUGGAUGUUGGCAACCAUCGAUAACUUGUGUGAUGUGGACAACCUUAACCCCAACAGUCCGUGGACAUGCCCCAAAUUCCGAGUCACCUUUGAUGCUUCCGUAAUCUGGGGUUUGAUCGGGCCAGAGAGGCUUUUCGGGCCUGGAGGAUUGUACAGAAACUUGGUAUGGCUAUUUCUAAUCGGAGCAGUAUUACCAGUCCCAGUCUGGAUACUACACAAGAUGUUCCCGAACAACAAAUGGAUUCCGCUCAUCAAUAUUCCAGUCAUAUCAUACGGGUUUGCAGGGAUGCCGCCUGCUACACCGACCAACAUCGCUAGUUGGCUGAUCACAGGAACGAUUUUCAACUACUUCGUGUUCAAGUACCGAAAAGAGUGGUGGAAGAGGUACAACUAUGUACUAUCAGCAGCUUUAGAUGCCGGGACAGCUUUCAUGGCUGUUUUGAUCUUCUUCGCUUUACAAAACGAGAACAAGAAUCUGAAAUGGUGGGGAACGGAGAUUGAUCAUUGUCCCUUGGCAUCGUGCCCGACUGCCCCAGGGAUCGUCGUAGAGAAAUGCCCUGUCUUUUGAUCGCCGUAAGGAUCAUGCAAAUAUGUCAUCAAAUCUAAUGUAGGUAGUAUUAUUAUUUUUUAUGGAACUGUUACAAUUACAGUAGGAUGAGGUAUAGUUUUGCAUAAGAACCCUCAAUAAACAUAUUGAUUGAAGUAUUAUUAUAUGUGAAGCCUAAAAAAUUGUUUGGGUCAAA